Messenger RNA from Drosophila willistoni, 1453 nucleotides. RefSeq names its product hsp90 co-chaperone Cdc37 (gene Cdc37). Gene Ontology annotation, cellular component: cytoplasm. The coding region runs from base 104 to 1282 and encodes 392 amino acids. The record is from RefSeq and is a predicted model, not a curated record. Gene Ontology annotation, molecular function: protein kinase binding; heat shock protein binding; protein-folding chaperone binding. Lineage: Eukaryota; Metazoa; Arthropoda; Insecta; Diptera; Drosophilidae. The transcript has 4 exons. Gene Ontology annotation, biological process: protein stabilization; protein folding.
UUAAUUAACACAUCACUAGAAAGCAGAGAAAACAGGAAACUUUUGCACUUCGCAAGAAGUUACAAAAAAAAAAAAAAAAAGGAACAGAUAUAAACUCAACAAGAUGGUCGACUACAGCAAAUGGAAAAACAUAGAGAUUUCCGAUGAUGAGGACGACACACAUCCCAACAUUGAUACGCCUUCGUUGUUCCGAUGGCGGCAUCAGGCACGCGUGGAGCGCAUGGCCGAAAUGGAUAAAGAAAAGGAUGAGCUGAAGAAGAAGCGUCAAAGCUAUCAAGCUCGUCUCAUUGAUGUAAAGCAACGCAUCGGAAAGAAGGAGGGCGACGAGGCCGCACUUAAAAAGGAGCUGGAGAAGAUCGAGAAUGAAGGCAAAGAACUGGAUCGAAUUGAGAAUGAGAUGCUUAAGAAAGAGAACAAGACUCCCUGGAAUGUGGACACAAUAAGUAAGCCCGGUUUCGAGAAAACUGUCAUUAAUAAAAAGGCGCCGCGUAAACCCGACGAGAAUCUGUCCGAGGAAGAGCGCGAGAUUCGGAUGAAGCAGUUUAUCAAGGAGAACGAAUCACUUUGCAAAAAAUAUGGAAUGUUCCGCAAAUACGAUGACUCCAAAGAGUUUCUCCAGAAGCAUACCCAGCUAGUGUGUGACGAUGCAGUCAACUAUCUGGUCAUUUGGUCCAUUAACCUGGAAAUGGAGGAGAAGCACGAACUGAUGGCCCAUGUGGCGCAUCAAUGCAUUUGCAUGCAAUACAUUUUGGAGCUGGCCAAGCAAUUGAAUGUGGAUCCCAGAGCUUGUGUCAGUUCAUUCUUUUCGAAAAUUCAAAACUGUCUACCUGAAUAUCGCCAGCAAUUCGAAACGGAGAUCAGAGAUUUUAAGGAGAGAAUUAAGAAUCGGGCACAGGAAAAGAUUCAAGAGGCUAUGGCUGAGGCUGAGGAGGAGGAGAGAAAAGAACGCAUGGGACCUGGUGGCUUGGAUCCAGCAGAUGUAUUUGAAUCCCUGCCAGAUGAGCUUAAAGCCUGCUUCGAGUCGCGUGAUGUGGAACUGCUGCAAAAGACCAUAGCGGCCAUGCCUGUGGAUGUGGCCAAAUAUCAUAUGAAACGGUGUGUCGACUCGGGUCUCUGGGUGCCGAAUGCUGCUGAUGCCGAGGCGCCAGCUUCUUCUGGCAGCGGUGUCGAGAAAACCGACGAUGCCAAGGAGGAGAGCGCCAAGGAGAAAGAAGAGGGGGAGGGUGAUAAGACCAAGGAAGAGCCGAUUUACACUGGGGUCAGCACAGAAGAUGUUGAUUGAUUGCAUGUACCGUUUAUAGCCUUUCUUUCUUGCAAGUUCCAUCAACAGGUCUAUCGUAAGCUUAAUUCUAAUCUGCUAAUCUGUAUCUCCUCCCCCACAGUCGCAUAAAGUUUGAGUUUAGUAGUUUUGUAUAUAUAAUUUUUGAAUAAAGUCAGAGCGAAAUUCUCAGUA